AUGGAUUCCAUUGCUUGUUCAAAAAGAAGAAAAGAAAUGGAAGCCAUCGAUAGGAUCAGUGCAUUGCCAGAUGCACUUAUCAGUCACAUACUUUCCACACUUCCAACACUGGAUGCCGUGAGGACCACUGUUUUGUCUAGAAGAUGGAUCAACCAGUGGACUUCCAUUCAGAACCUGAAGUUUGAUGAGGAUGAUGAAUAUUUAGCACUGCUCGCAAUGACCCUGAUCGGUUUGCUAGGUUUGUUAAUCGAGCACUUCAUUUUCGGGAGUCAUCAGACAUCCAGAAGUUCACUCUUUGUUUUAAUAGGAUUGGUUUUCGAGUACAUCAUCUCUGUCGCUACUAGCACAUUCAUGAUUGCUGUUAGGCGCAGUGUUUUUACAUGCAGAACACUGCGGAUUUUAAGUUUGGAAUUCAGUGGUGGGGAUAUUACUUUUGAUCCUCCUGCAUCAGGCUGUUUUCCCAGUCUCGAGUCCCUCAAACUCAAAGUUAGAGUUAGAAUUGUAGAUCCUGUUGAGCAUGAAAUGGAAAAGCUUCUUUCUUCCUGCCCUAAACUUGUCCAUCUGGGUGUAAGUAUUUCAGGAAUUGCUGCGUUUCAUUUGAAGGAAAUUUUUGAUUUCUACUUGAGUUUUCGUUUGAUUAGUAUACUUUUAUCUUUCACCAAGGAUUGCUGCCUCCCUGCUUUUGGUAAUUUGACUGAGUUGGAGUUGGUUUUUUGUGAUGGCGAUUACUGGAAAUUUCUCGCAGUUUUACUCCAAAAAGCUCCUAAUCUGGAAUAUCUUGAUUUAGAAGAUAAAACUGAAGGUGAUUAUGAAAGUUCACGCAAUCUACCUGAGGUGGUGCCUAUAUGCCUGUCAUCACAUCUGAAGAAGAUAUUAAUAAGGGGAUUCAAGGGACGGAAAUGUGACAUGAAAGUGGCAAAGUAUUUGUUAGAGAACGGUUAUCAUUUGAAUGAGUUCACCAUAAUCUGCUGCCAUACUAAUCUCUUGGACAAGAAAGAGGAGUUACACAAGGAACUUUGUUUGUUUCAGAAGGCAAAGUCUUGUUCCAUUUACUUUGAUGAAGAUGUGCUCAAAGGGCAGAAGGCCUAG
This is a messenger RNA of Fragaria vesca subsp. vesca, 1089 nucleotides long. RefSeq names its product F-box/FBD/LRR-repeat protein At1g13780-like. Gene Ontology annotation, molecular function: protein binding. Lineage: Eukaryota; Viridiplantae; Streptophyta; Magnoliopsida; Rosales; Rosaceae. The transcript has 3 exons. The coding region runs from base 1 to 1089 and encodes 362 amino acids. The record is from RefSeq and is a predicted model, not a curated record.